AUGAAGAAUUGGUUUUCUGCAAGUUUUGAAGCAUUGAUCACGCUGAACUGUGUGAUUGCCCCGAUUGUCCCAUUGGCUGGCUUAGAUCAGUUGAAAGACGAUUGCGAGCGCCUCCUGAACGAAAGCGCGAUGCAAUACAGGGGAUUGCAGGAGAUCCUGUCUGAUGCAUUGGCAUUGCUCCCCACAGAGACAGCAUGCCUUCCGAUCAUUCGGCGGAUUGGAAUUGACAUCGACACAGCGAAAGCGCUUUUGGUGAGGAUGAGACUGAUUGAGCAUUGCAUCGGUGGAGUGCUGCUCACCAAUGCCAGCCUCAAGACAUUGGAGCCACAAGCUGGAUUGAAUCCAUUGAGGCUUGGAUCGUACGCGACCUGCCUCAAAACGGAGGAUUGGCCCAGUCCAGCGGGCGUUGGUCCUUCCGUGGGAUUGGCAUGGCUCAUUGUCGCUUACAGUGCGCAGGCUGGAAUGCGCAUUGGUGCAGUCCAACAUGGGUUGCCAUUGGCAUUGGUCACUGCUCAGGAAGGAAUGGUCCCAUUGACCAUUCGCACGCUGCAAGUUCGCAAUUGGGUCAUUGUGUCCAAUCACUGGCAGAUUGGAAGUGAGAUGAUCCUGGAUGGCUCAUUGAUGGCGAUGCCCUUCUUCCUGGCAUUGCCAGAGUCAUUGAUGCGAAGCGUGGUGGCAGACGGCGUCAUUGCAUUGGAUGGUUUUCCGUGUGGUCAGGCAAAUGCCUUCACCACCAUUGACCAGGCAUUGGUGAAGCUCCAUCAGUGGUGCGAUCAGGUCCCCUCCAUUGAGGCAGGAUUGCACGAAAAUGUCUGGAUCAUUGGGUACCACCCAUUGAUGUCCCGAUUCCCCACGGUCUUGAAGAACCCCGCCACGGGAAAGGGCGGAUUGUUGCAUUGGCACAACCAGUCUUACUGUGGCCAUUGCUUGAUCUUGGAAGCCAUUGAAGAUGGCAACUACCGCCUGAACCCGAUGGAGCUGUUGACUGCGAUGGUGGUUGACACUCGAUUGUCACUGAAGGCCCUUUUGGACGGAUUGAAUUGGGACUUGAGUGGCGCAACGGAGCAGUUUUCGUUCCACCGCCACAUUGCCGUCCCGACACGCCUGAGCAAGCUGAUUGGUGCAGGACGCACCGCAGGCAUUGGCUCGUCGGCCAUUGCUGGAAGUGCAGUGGCAAGGGCCAUUGGCGAAGGCCAGAUUGGCAGCUCCGAGCUCACGAUCGCGAGCGGAGGCAGCCGAUUGAGGAUUGCCCUCAACGUCCACCAGAUGGACUGA
Symbiodinium natans is the source of this 1275-nucleotide messenger RNA. The record is from the annotation of a GenBank genome assembly. NCBI's taxonomy places the organism in Eukaryota, Dinophyceae, Suessiales, Symbiodiniaceae.